Durotheca rogersii is the source of this 1792-nucleotide messenger RNA. RefSeq lists its product as uncharacterized. The record is from RefSeq and is a predicted model, not a curated record. The coding region runs from base 209 to 1696 and encodes 495 amino acids. NCBI's taxonomy places the organism in Eukaryota, Fungi, Ascomycota, Sordariomycetes, Xylariales, Xylariaceae. The transcript has 7 exons.
GGGAGAAGGUCUCGGAAGAUCGGGGUGUCACGUGAUGACGUGUCCUCCAUAAGACACCCCGCGAUCUACCGAGACGCGUCAUUAACCCAUCAAUCGCCUCACGUUUCAUCACGCUCAUAGAUUUACACUCGCUCGUUCAUACCUUCUAGCUAGGAAACUAACUUAACUUGGCGGAUCAAGGAGGAAGGGUCCACAGUCUCCCAAUCCGAUGCCUGCCAAGAAACGCAAGGCCGCCGAGGCCGCUACGCCCGGGUCUGUCGGCGGCUCGCGUCGCAGAUCCCAGCGUAUCAGUACCGGAGGCAAGAAGAGCGCGUACUUCGAAGGCACCGAUGAUGAUGAUGACUACGGUAUAAAUGAUAAGCGAGGAGAAGGCGAUUCUGAGAGGGGGGACCAAACGCCACCCCGCAAGCGCAAGGCAGGAGCGAAGACGGAGGUUAAGACGUCCUCCGGGAGAAGAAGGCCCAAGAAAACCGAAUCGGACGACGAACCAGAGCAGUACGAGGAUGACGGCUAUGUGUACAAGGACGACGAUGAUGACCACGAUAACGACACGAAUGACAAAAGUGAAGAUGGAGAGGAUACGGAGGAGGAGGAGGAGGAGGAGGAAUAUGAAACACCCCCGGUCCAGAAGCGCCGGCGUGGAAGACCAGCGAAACAGCAGGCCGGUACCGCUGCUACGCCAAAGUCCAAGGCAAAAUCUAGAAUCACGACAAAGACGAAGGCCAAGAAUGGGGCCAACGCCAAAGCCAAAGCAAAAGUCGGGGCGAAACCCAAACCCAAAGAGCCUAACGAGGCAGAGGAUAAUAGAGACGAUGAAGUUGAGGAUGACGAAUAUGACGAGGACCACCGCAUCACGGUAACCUAUCUACCAACGAUCGAGCUGCGCGACACUGGCGGUGUCGAGUACGAGGACACCCGACUUCAUCAGAAUACCCUACUCUUCCUCAAGGACCUCAAGGCCAACAACUAUAGGAAGUGGCUUAAAACCUACGAUGAGGAGUACAGGCGGUCGCUCAAGGACUGGGAAUCGUUUGUAGAGACGCUCACGGAGCGCAUCGUCGAGGUCGACGACACGAUCCCCGAGCUGCCCGUCAAGGACGUCAUCUUCCGCAUCUACCGCGACAUCCGCUUCAGCAACGAUCACACCCCGUACAAGCCUCACUUCUCAGCUGCAUGGUCGCGCACGGGCCGCAAGGGGCCCUACGCCUGCUACUACGUGCACGUCGAGCCGGGGCGCUGCAUGGUCGGCGGCGGGCUGUGGCACCCGGCCAAGGAGGCGCUGGCCCUGCUGCGCGCCAGCGUCGACGAGCGCCCCCACCGCAUCCGCCGCGUCCUCGGCGACCCGGCCUUCCGGCGCACGUUCCUCCCCGAGGCCGCCGCCGACGCGGACGGCGACGACGACGACGUCGAGGCCGCGCUCAAGGCCUUCGCCCAGGCGAACCAGGAAGGCGCGCUGAAGAUCAAGCCCAAGGGCUUCCACCCCGAACACCGCGAUAUCGAGCUCCUCAAGCUGCGCAACUACACGGUCGUCAGGCACAUCGACGACGCGGACCUGACGGCCGCCGACGCGCAGGAUAGGAUCAUAGACGUCAUCACGCCCAUGGUCAGAUUCGUUUCCUUCCUCAACAGCGUCGUCAUGCCCGACCCCAACCUCGACGAGGACUCGGACGGAGGAGAGGGUGGCGGAGACGAGUAGGAGGACGAGGGCCGAUUCUCAAAGCGUGUGAUGUACCUAUGUAUGAUAUGCGACUACGUGUGGAGGUGGAAUUCGAGGAUGUUCGCCUGAGGCCAG